GCCCCUCAAUCCGCCCUACCUCCUUGUACCACCAACCAUGCUGCUGCUUCUCGGAAGAAGAGCAGCAGUCGACUGAACCUCGCGGUCUUCGACUUUUCCAGGUCUCGCGGUCGCUGGAGCUCGUCCGACAAGGGGGGACGCGCUCUUGCGCAUGAUGUUAGAGACUCGAUUCGAUCUUACGUGCAACGCCGCCUGUCCAGACAUUCGGUAGACCGCGACGCUGCCCGGCCGAGCUCGCGGCCAGACUCGCGACCCGACACAGUAUCUUCGGACUAUCCGCGCAAUCAGACACCAUCGAUUGAGUGGACGCUGUCAAAAGAGCGCACUGAGGUAGUGAGCCCUCUGAUGCCACCCAGUCCCAUGGACUUUCCCAGCUCAGGCAAGCGGUUGUCCGGAGCGUCAUCACGGUCCUCGCGAUCGACUGUCAGCGCUCGAGUGAAGCGCCCGCCACCUCUUACCCUGCGGAAGAAGCAGCUCGCUGCUCCUCUCAGCCCCUAUCCAAAACACGGGGCUUCUAUAUGGGAAAAGGCGGGCCGCGAGAAGCGCGUGAGCUAUCGGCAAAACCGCCAGGUGCGGUUUCCGAAGUAUGCGAAGAGGAGCCCGCCAACACCGAAAGGAUUCAUCUCAUCGGCCACGCCUCCUCUGACACCCCCGGCCCGCUCCCAGAUCCAGCAGAACACUCGCGACUACGUCAAGGCAUUCCACAGUGGAACCUCCCACCUGUUAGGUGCUAUCGGUGGGGCUCGAAAGAAGAUCAGUGGGGCCAAGCUUGAGCGACGACACUCGCAGCUGAAGUCACAAAUCCGACUCAUCGGCCCUGUUAGUCCAUACAACACCCAAGGACAGACUGAUCCAUGGGUGUAGUCCUUGGCAGUCUCUCGCUUCCCUAUUCUUUCUAUGUUCUUUUACAUUACUUGAUACAUGUUGUCAACACUAUACUUCGUGGUUUUAGUGGUCAUAUUAGCGUGCUUUUUUCCUCUCAUUCUUCUUAUAUUUCACAUCUGUUGUUUAUACUUGAUAUCCCGUUGGCACUCUGCAGGUUCAAGGUCAGGCGUUGUGGUUUCGUGCUAAGCGAACUCUAAGAAUGUUUUUUUAUAGGCAUGGUUGCGUCAAUUCAUGACCCUCUAUUUAUGACUCCAUGGUUCAGACCGAAUGAAUACACUGUUAGCUUUGAUUUUCCUCUUCCACCCCCCCCCAAGUAUCUCAACAUGUCAAUAUACC
Messenger RNA from Aspergillus aculeatus ATCC 16872, 1221 nucleotides. RefSeq lists its product as uncharacterized. Lineage: Eukaryota; Fungi; Ascomycota; Eurotiomycetes; Eurotiales; Aspergillaceae. The coding region runs from base 361 to 864 and encodes 167 amino acids. The transcript has a single exon. The record is from RefSeq and is a predicted model, not a curated record.